CCCCAGGCCUUUCGACCAAUCAGAAGACAGGACAGGUGCACUCAUGGUAGUUUCGGAGGUGGAAUCUCAGGUACUCUUGUAAACUGCGACGGCACUAUAAAGUCUUUCACGUAAGUUCAAAUUUUGCGUGGCAUAUUCAGAACCUCCUCCAGGUGAUGUUGGGGCAAAGGAUGAUGUUACGUUUUCUCACAGACUAAGAUAUCUAUUCAGUCGAGUUAUGCGCAGAACUGCGUCUCAGUGAUCGAACUCUUCGGAUUCGUUGGAGUGAAAGAUGAUUUUCACGCGCCGUGAUUUCUUCUGAGGAUUCAGCGUCUCUGUUGUCUCAACACACCUUUCUUUCAUUUAGAGGAACCUCGGGCUGCGUUUAUCUUGUUCUCAACAUUUUUGAGCAGUUUUAACAAUGACUGAGAAAACAGCUCCCUGGUGGAGGUCUUUCGUGGGCAAGAGGAGAAAGGCAGCCAGAGAAUCGGCGGCGAAGCUGGAACAGGACCUUCGCAGUCAGACUUCAGCAGAGUUCACACAGCAUCCCUCCGCUGACCCGGACCAGCGGCUCACUUCGCCGACACGUCCAGCGAAAGAAGCGGACAACUGCUUACCGAGCGACGAAACAUAUGACGACUCCGCUGUUCAGCCUACUUUCAACGAGAGCUCCAAUCGCCGUAAUCUCACCGUGUCCCGCUCCGGACGCUUCAAGGAGAAACGGAAGACGCGAGCGAGUCUUCCGCAGAACCACGGAGACGAUGAUAAACCCGCUGCAGCCAGAUCAACCGAAGUCCAGUCAACGCGCUGAUUGCAACCCGGUGGUAGAGCACUAAAUACGGCACUACCUCCUGACACUAUUGAACUCAAUUUGACACAUGAAUGCACUUACAUGAAGUUAUGGAGUAAGUUAAUCAUAUCACAGAAGCUUUAUUUUCCAAAUGCUGGAAAUAAUGACAUUUCCCUGCUGAAAGAAACGGCGUAACUUGUGUCUUAGCCUAGUCAGGCUAGUCUUUUAAAGGUUUUAAAAAGGUUUUGGCCACUUUACAACUAGCUGGGAGACCAGGAAGACUAGCUAGACCAGCCUUAACCAGCAAAGACCUGCAAACCACAAGAUGUCUUUUUUUUCCCCGGUAGGGUUAUUGGACAUUCAGCAGAAUCAUUUUUGUGAAGGAUACAACAAAUGUUUUAGAGCUUUGUCAUACAUAAUUUGCACUGUUUUGUGGUGUUACUGCAAUAUUUUAUGAAGGAUUGUACAUUAGAAAGUUUUAGCAGCGGUUAUUUUUAAUGGUAAUCAUUGUGCUGUAAGCACAGCCUUAUCAUGACUCGUUUUUAAUGCUUGUGCGUGCAUGCCACAGAUUGUUUAAGGGGGUUAGGGUGGUGGUCCUCUCCGUCCAGAAUCAGAUUAUUACUGUAUAUGCCAUGAUAGUCAUACGUCCGACAUAAGAAAUCAAAGCCAUGUGUUUUUUGUCUAGUUUGUUUUAUUGAAUCCACGACACCUUCUCCCAUUGCAAAAACAGUAGUGCUACUUUUUCAUUUUUCAUUAGACAGACCAAAGAUUCUAUUCUGUAAAUGUUUAGAUAAUAAUCUAAAAGUAAAGAUAGUUAUUUUAGUUUAGCAAACAGUGUUUACAGCAGUUUAUAUGAGUGUAUUAUUGAAGACACAAAUUGAAUUUGGUUUAAGCACUAUUCAGCCAUGCUAAAUUAGAACUGAAUUUGAUAAUUGGGUUACAGAACUGUGAUCAAACUAUGAGAUGUAAUAAUUUCAUCUGUUAUUGUGAAUGAAGCUGGUUGUAAGAGAAAUGGCCUCUGUAGCAGAUGCCCAGAUCCUCUGAGUACGCAAGUGAUGCACAGAUUUGAGGAAAAAUUCAGAGUAUACUGUAGUCUCAUGCAUUAGUUUGCUAAAUUUAGCUUUGGGAAGGAAGUGUUACUACAUCAGAUUUUUAAUAAACAGAUGAUUUAGCAUCUAAAGCAUUCAUUUGUCUGAGUUGUUUGUUGCCCCUGAAUGUGCUUACGUGUAUGUGAGUGUUUGUUAUGGGUGGGGUAAACAGACGCAAUAUGUCAUUAUUAGAGUUACAGUAUUUAGAACUCCAUCAGUGUGUGCUAAUGCUCGUCAC
Messenger RNA from Labeo rohita (rohu), 2095 nucleotides. Its product is annotated as proline-rich protein 15. The transcript has 2 exons. The record is from RefSeq and is a predicted model, not a curated record. The coding region runs from base 401 to 790 and encodes 129 amino acids. Lineage: Eukaryota; Metazoa; Chordata; Actinopteri; Cypriniformes; Cyprinidae.